AUGUCUAAAUUGGAAACCGUGCGUACAAAGAAACAAAAUGAAACGAGCUACUCUUUAGACUUCGAGGCAACAGUUCCAUGGACGGACGAGUUUACAGAAGACUUGACUGCCGAAAAUGGUUGUUUGCGUCGAGCGUUGGAUGAGUCGGAGGAGAAGCUUCAAAGGAAGCAAUCGGAAGCAACGGUACCGGCGCCGAUUUUCGGGAAACCGAGCGAGUUGGCUGCCGCGAAGAUAAUCGAGCUCAGCAAGCGGUGCAGGGAACAAACGGCCGAAAUCGAAGUUUUGAAAUCGAAAUGCAAAACCCUCGAGAUUCAUUUGGACAAUAAGGAGGCCGAGCUGGAGAACGAAAGGAGUGACCGGAAACGUUCGAAGACCAACGCUUCGCAAGAGAGUACGGAGAACACUCGAGCGAAGGAGGACGAGGAUCAGACGAGGCAGCUGAACGAGAGGCUGCAGCAAACGCAAACGAAACUGUACGAGUCGAGGAACACUUGCGCCAGUUUGAAACAAGAGAUUAACAAACUGCACAAGUUGCUGUGCAGCGAAGUGGGCGAGACGGUGAACGCAACGAAUUUACUGAAUCAAUCGGGCGGAUGGCGAGGGCGGGCCGAGCAGAUUCACCUGUUGCAGCAGAAAGUAACGGAGUUGCAGUCCAGAUUGUCGGAUUACGAAGGGACUCAGCGGACGUCCAUCGUAUCCUUGGACCGGAAGAGCCUGGCGAGUCUCCGGAACGCUGAGAAAGAGCGGCGUCAGCAGGCUGAGAACUCCGCGAAGCAGCUUCGCCAGUCGGAAAUCGCGAUCGAGGGUUACAAGAGGAAGCUGGAGGCUUCGAAGGCGAGGAUAAGGGUGCUGGAGAACGAGUUGGCUGCGGCGAAAGGGAGCAUCGCGGUGUUAAAUGAGAAGAGAUCUCACGAUGACCAGCUGAUCGAGACUCUGGGCAGUCGACUGAAGACGAUGGAAACGAGGCACCAGGAAAGGGAGACGGACGCGAAGAGCAGAGAGGAGAGGAUCGAGCGCGAGUGCAUGAACCUGAAGAACGAUCUGCAGUCCGCGCAGCUUCAGAUCGAGCGGCUGAGGAGGAAGCUGGAGGAACGGGAGAUCGAGAUCGACAAACUCAGGUCUGCCACGGUGUUUAGCACCGAAGGUUCGACUUCUCGAUCGGACAUUGAUUUUAGAGACGGAAUCGUUCCUAGCGCUGGAUCCAAAGCUCAGAAGACCGUCCAGCCGAAGGUCUACCUAAAUAGCUCGAGUCACAGCCCCCCGCAGAGCUUCAGAAGUUCGGGCGACCCGAACGAGUACGUAACAGUCGCCCUCGCGGCUGAAGCUGAGAGAGAAAGAUUGCUGGAGCUGGCCGCCGUGUUAAACAGGCGACUGGACAAAGAAAGAACCGACGCUGACAUUCUGUCCAACUCUUUGCGCGACGAAAGACACAAGUCGGCGAGGUUGGAGCUGAAGCUGCGAAAAUUGGAGACCGAAAGGGCCGGGCUGGUGAGGAUCGACACGGGGUACAGGUCGAGGCUCUUGUCCAGGUCGUUGAAAGCCAACGACGAGUUCAUCAACACGGAAGAAACGCGGCUCAAAAUGGAGUUGCUUCAGGAAGAGUGUCUCGCCCUGAAGGCGAGGCUGGACACGGUGCAGCAAGACAGGGCGUCGGACCUCGUCAAGUACAAACAGAUGCUCGACGAAGUUAGGAAAAUCUUUCAAAACGCGUGGAGGUAA
Nomia melanderi (Alkali bee) is the source of this 1719-nucleotide messenger RNA. Lineage: Eukaryota; Metazoa; Arthropoda; Insecta; Hymenoptera; Halictidae. The record is from RefSeq and is a predicted model, not a curated record.